Molecule: messenger RNA, 1127 nt
Organism: Octodon degus (degu)
Lineage: Eukaryota; Metazoa; Chordata; Mammalia; Rodentia; Octodontidae
Product: SH3 domain-binding glutamic acid-rich protein
Exons: 8
Coding region: 106-714 (202 amino acids)
Cellular component (GO): cytoplasm
Source: RefSeq, a predicted model, not a curated record
CAGCUGGCACCUGGCACCCGCAGCUCCAGUCCCGGUCUGGAUUUGUCCAGCGACGCGUUCCCCGCCGGGGGUGUGUUAGGUGGAGCUCUCUUUCCGACCCUCGACAUGGUUAUCAAAGUGUUUGUGGCCACAUCUUCUGGGUCCAUAGCGAUUAGGAAGAAACAGCAGGAAGUGGUGGGCUUUUUAGAAGCUAACAAAAUCGACUUUAAGGAACUCGACAUAGCUGGAGAUGAAGACAAUCGACGGUGGAUGAGAGAGAACGUUCCUGGAGAGAAAAAGCCUCAGAAUGGGAUCCCUCUGCCUCCCCAGAUCUUCAACGAAGAGCAGUACUGUGGGGAUUUUGACUCUUUCUUCUCUGCCAAAGAAGAGAAUAUCAUUUAUUCAUUCCUUGGUCUGGCUCCCCCUCCAGGGUCAAAGGUAACAAAGUCGCCCGAGGAAGGAUCUUCCCUUCCCAAUGGUGAUGUAGCAGGAGAGGCAGAGAGCACCACUGAGGGAACAGAGAAGACAGAAGAAACCGGAGAGAAUGAGGGACAGGAGGAGAACAGUGAAGAGGCAGGCAACCUCCCUGAGUCCCAGGAGAAGAAUGAAGAGGAGGGAGAGAGAGCAGCAGACGAGACAGAGGACGUCCCAGAGGAGGCUGCAGAAGAGGAGGCCGGGGAUGAGGAGGCCGAAGCCGGGGAAGAGGAUCCAGGAGAAGAGGGCGAGGACUCCUAGGCUCCUCACUGUAGCCCUGCAGCCCACAGAACCAUGAAGAAAUGUUUCAAGCCACGAAGUGAUAUUUCAAGUUAUGAAGCAACAUUUCAAAGCAUGAAACAACAUUUCAAACGUUUCCCUAUAAACUCAGCGACAUACUUGGUCUGGAAGCGCAUGCACCCUCUCACUGCGUCGGGCACUCGCCGCGGACUUGCACGGUCCAAGGUGGUUUGCUGUACACGGAUGGCUGCUCCAUCAUGUCGACGUGAGGUUGAAUGCGUAGAGUAUGUGCGUGUCUUCUUCAUGUGCCUGAUACUCUUGGCCUUCGCUUAUUUUACUUUUUCUUCUUUUUGCUCUGCACGCAUAGACCUUAUUAGUACCUUGCAUCAAAUGAGCACAAGGAAUAGAACUUUUUAUGGCGAAAGCAUUUCGCU